AGGUUAUGUCGCAAAUAGACAAAAACAUACCCGCAACAUGAAACCUAAAACUGCUUGAAUUGCGUUAACAAAAGAUAUUAUAAGUCGGUUUAGUGGAAAAAUUUUAGUGUCGUCUGUGUUAAGGGAAUACUCUUCUAUCUUAUAAGAAAAAUAGUUUGGAUCAGAAGAAGAACAGCUGACUUUGAAGUUAACGUUCUAUAGAUUAGGAACAAUGGCGACUCAAAAUCACUCCCCUGAUGGGGGAACGAUAGAAAAGAAACUGGAACGUAUCGAGGCACAGAACAAUGCAAUCAUCCAUGCGCUGCAGAAAAAAAACAAGAAACACAUUUUCAUGGGUUUGGAAGAUGAGAAUGAAGAAAGAGGAAACUGGUCUGGAAGAUUUGAUUUCUUUCUCAGUUGCCUUGGUUACGCCGUCGGCUUGGGUAACGUUUGGCGUUUCCCCUAUCUCUGCUACAAGAAUGGCGGUGGUGCGUUCUUUAUCCCGUACGUGAUUUUUCUGGUGUUUGUCGGAAUGCCAAUCUUCAUGUUAGAGUUGUCACUGGGUCAGUUCUCGAGCAGUGGUCCUCUUACAUGCUGGAAAUACGCCCCACUCUUCCAAGGUGUUGGUGUUGGUAUGGUUGUAGUGUCAGCCUUGGUCGCAAUCUACUACAACAUGAUUAUCGGGUGGGCACUGUACUAUCUGUUCGCUUCCUUCACCAGUGAACUCCCCUGGGAGAGCUGUGACCUGAAAUGGGCUACCCCAAUGUGUUUGGACUUCAUUGAAAAAGUUGCAAAUGCCAGUUAUUGUCAAGGCCUUCAUAUAAACUUUACCGCUGGGACAUGUCUCAACAGGACGACAGGAGCAUUAUCUAAGAUUUUCGAUCUUGCAUUGGCAAAAGAUCAUGGAAUAGAGAGAAAAUUGCCGUCAGAGGAAUAUUUUGAACGUGAAGCUACUGGUAGUGCACACAGCGGCGGCCUUGAUGACUUAGGUCCAAUGCGAUGGCAGAUGGUAUUAUGUUAUCUGCUAGCUUUUAUUCUGGUAUGCUUGGCACUCAGCAAGUCCAUCAAAUCUUCUGGAAAGGUUGUAUAUUUCACAGCCACUUUCCCAUACGUUGUGCUAAUAAUUUUAUUUGUCCGAGGACUGAUGUUGGAUGGGUACAAAGAAGGCAUAGAGUUUUACAUAACACCGAAAGUUGAGAAACUUUCUGAUUCUGUAAUCUGGAAGGACGCCGCUGUUCAGAUUUUCUUCUCUCUGUCCGCAUCCUGGGGUGGACUAAUCGCCUUGUCAAGUUACAACCGUUUCCAUAAUGACUGUCUCCGGGACGCCGUAGCUGUUUCACUGGGAAAUUGUAUCACCAGCGUAUUCGCUGGUUUUGUUAUAUUCUCCUACCUCGGCAAUUUGUCUUAUGAGCUUGGAGUGCCCAUUGAAGAUGUUGCUAAAAGUGGACCUUCGCUUGCAUUUGUUGUGUAUCCGUACGCCGUGACGUUACUUCCGGCAGCGCCAUUUUGGGCUAUCAUUUUCUUUCUUAUGCUGAUUACAUUAGGCGUUGACUCAGAGUUUGUGCUGGUAGAAACAUGUGUAACGGCACUGAUGGAUCGCUUCCCCAAACUACGCGAGUUCAAGCUUCUCACAGUCAUGGCGCUUUGCACUGUGUUUUUCCUGCUUGGACUCACUCUCACAACAGACGGCGGUAUAUACAUGUUGGAGGUGAUGGACACAUAUUCUGGAGGAUGGAAUAUCCUGUUUAUUGCUAUAUGCGAGUGUAUAUCUCUGUGUUACGUGUAUGGUAUUCGCAGAUUCCUUGUGGACAUAGAGACGAUGCUUGGAUACAAGGUUUGCGGGUUCUGUCCCUUUGUCGCAUGCAAAUACUGGUGGGCGCUGAACUGGUGUAUCAUCACACCUGUACUCGUCGCGGCGACCAUGGUAUUUUCCUGGGUCAAGUACGCUGACCUGGAGGGCGAGAAGUAUCCGGAGUGGUCGGAUGCCCUCGGAUGGCUUAUGACCUUGACCGUUAUUGUAUCCAUCAUUGGAGGAGCAAUCCUCGCCAUCUGUACAGGAGAAGGCAGUUUCAGGGAUAAACUUCGCCAAGCAACUACACCAACAGUUGAGUGGGGUCCUGCUCUUGUAAAACACAGGCAGUUGGUCGCUAAAUAUGUACCAGGCUUUGUUGUUGAUCCGUGGGGCACUGGCCAAGGCACUGUAAAACCUCAGGACAUCAUUUUACAGAAUAAUCCGGAUCAGUAUGCGCAAGAUUAUGAUAAUGCCCAAGGGUAUCCGGCAAAACAAAAGGUUUAUGUUGCAUAAGGAACAAUUCUCUGCUGACAACAUGUAUCUACCAGCUUACGUAGAAGAAGUUAAAAUGUAACAUUUUAGUAAGGAUGUAGACCACGGAUUAUUCUUUAUAUACUGUUUGCAAUACGUUUCACGUACGUUAUAUUCGGAGACAAAAGUAGCAUAUUACAGUCCCGUUGUGUAUAUAUGUAGUCAUGAGAACGAAAUGAUCGGAUAUUGAUUAAAAUAAAUAUCAUAUAUUAUAAAUGAAUAUGAAUACUACACUAAUGGUUUUAAUGUUCUCUUACUUAUUAAUAUCUGACUAACCCAUUUGUAUCGAUAUUGAAGAUUGAAUUUAUAUGUUUGCUUAUUACUUGGUUCAAAUUGUCAUACUCAGCGCGUUUUUAUUUAAAAAAAAGAACAUGAAGAGUUUUAAUACAGUAUUCCUUAUAUAAAUCGCUGGUCCAUACUUGAAGAAAAAAAUAUGAAAAUUUGUUUCUAUGAAUGGCUCAUUCGGACAUUGGACAAUAUUUUUUUUUCUAUCGAAUAGGCAAAUUUAUCGAUUUUCCGAUAGACCGAUGUUACUAAAAGUUGGAGUGUAUAUUUUGCUUAGUCUAGGCGUGUUUGUACAGGUAACACCAACUGCACUUUAUUUUAGUACAACUCACUUAUCGCACAGGGGUCGUUUUCAUGAAGCGUAGGCUGUUUUACGAACGUUACUUUAAGUAGAUUUAUUUUAACUAUUCGGCUAUUCCUACAAUUUGAGCCGAUGAAAAUUAGGCAGAUGUGUCAUAAAAUGUAUGUUACUUAAAAAAAAAAUGAUGCAAGCUAUAUCAUAUAAAAUCAAUGUGUUUUAACUGUUCAUAUAGGAUGUUUCAGUGUCAAACAGGUCUCAUGUGUUUGCAGAGAAUUGCGUCAUUUUCAAUUAAAUGUUUACAUUAUUCUGUAUUGUUGUGCAUAUGUGUUUUAUGUAAGUUUAUGUAUACUGAUAGCUGAGAUUCAAAAUGAGUUCAUUGGUAAAGUAAUAUAUACUUUUUACAUAUUGUAUUUUAUUUAUCUAAGUAUAUUUUAUCGAAAUUCACGCGCAUAUAGGCAUGUAACUUGAAAAAACCUGCAUGGCAUGGAAAAUGCGCCUGACAUCGUUUGUUAUGCAUUAUGCAAAAGGCUAGAAAAUUACACAACAGAGGGCUUUCAAACAGAUCUAAACAGCUGUAAAUUAUUUGUUUGUGUCAUUCAGAGGUUGUUCCAAUGUCAAAAGCAUUCUCUAAUGGUCUGCAAGUGACACCUCAAUUCAAAGUGACAUUCCAGUUGAUUAAAAGUGGCAUUCGAAAGACAAUCAGAAAGAGUGCAGCAUCUUGCUCUUACUAACCAUUUAUAUUUCAUAGCAAGAAACAGGCAGUUAUACUCGUUACAUCUCAAAGAGAUGUUAUAAACUAAUUAUAUUGUGUUGAUCAUUAGAGAAAUGUUGAAUCACUACACAACGAAACAAUCAUUACACAAGGGUUAUUCAAUAAAUAGUGCACCUACAAAAUGUAUCGUUUUGUUAUUUAAAUCUGAUUGAAUAAAAAUUUAUUAAUUGUCGUCAGACUGCUCCACGACUAGUACUUAAAUUUCGUCAAUGUUUUCAUACGAGUUACGAAUUUAUAUUCCGUAAACAUAAACAAAUAGUUCCUAGCUUGACACUUUAUUGAUGUGUAAAAUGAAUAAUAGUGUGCAGUGUUUUUGAAGCAUAUUUUUCUUUUAUAUUUUUCUUCAAGAGAGUUCGCUGUAACAUGUUUGAUACAAUAUUUUCAUGUACCAAUUGAAUAAUUUUGAAUAUAUUUAGAAAACGAGACUGCAUUGCUAAAAAUUCAAAAGAACUUCUGAACGCCUUGUUUUUGAAAAUAUGGAAAUAAAUAAGUUAUUGCAUUUAUAUAAAGUGUUGGCAACUUAAAGUUUUUUCAGUAAAUGUGAGCAAGAUCUGGUGUAUGUGAGCUGGACCUGGUGUAUGUGUAACACUAAUUCGUUUCGGAAAUGUACAUACACGGAAUUUGUUCAAAUUUUAAGGAUGCUGCAUUACAUUUAAAUUAAUCCACCCUCGAAAAGUGACAAGCACAACAGUUUUAUGCUAGAAUAGUCUAAAUGGAAGUUUAAUUAUAUGAAUGUAUGUAUAUCCAGGAUUCUUAUUAGCCAGAUGUUAUCUUUCAGAUCUGCUGACACAUUUUGCUCAGAGCAGUGUAUAUUUUUAUGCCCCCGAAGGGAGGCAAAUUAGUUUUCAACUGUCCAUCCGUUCGUUCGUCACAACGUUCGUUCCUUCGUCACAACGUUAACUUUUUGCAUGAAGGCACUUUACUCGCAAACCACUGCACCCAGGACCUUCAAACUUCACAUGCUGAUAGUACUUAUUGAGUACACGACCCCUACUGACAAUGGGGUCACCAAAUCAAUUAAAGGUCCAGGUCACAGGGACCAAUGUUAACUUUUUGCAUGAAGGCACUUUACUCGCGAACCACUGCACCCAGGACCUUCAAACUUCACAUGCUGAUAGUACUUAUUGAGUACACGACCCCUACUGACAAUGGGGUCACUAGGUCAAAGAUCAAGGUCAUAGGGGCCAAUGUUAAUUUUUUGCAUUAAGGCACUUAACUCACGAACCACUGCGCCCAGAACCUUCAAACUUCACAUGCUGAUAGUACUUAUUGAGUACACGACUCUUACUGACAUUGGGGUUACCAGGUCAAAGGUCAAGGUCACAGGGGCCAAUGUUAACUUUUUGCAUGAAGGCACUUUACUCGCAAACCACUGCACCCAGGACCUUCAAACUUCACAGGCUGAUAGUUAUUUUUGAGUACACGACUCUACUGACUGGGAUCACUAGGUCAAUGGUCAAGGUAACAUGGGCCAAUGUUAACUUUUUGCAUGAAGGCACUUUUCUCGCGAAACACUGCACUCAGGACCUUCAAACUUCACAUGCCGGUAGUACUUAUUGAGUGCACAACCCCUACUGACUUUGGGGUCACCAGGUCAAAGGUCAAGGCGUUGCGGGGGGCAUUUGUCACCAUUAGUGUCAGCUCUUGUUUAUAGAUAUUUUAGAUGUUGUUUAUAUCACAUUUGUUUAUGAAUAUUUUUGACAAAUAUUAAUUUUACAAAAAUAACUUUUGGGGGAAGUGGCUAUUUUGAUUUUGUAACAAAAUAAACAAUUUAUGAUUG
Messenger RNA from Mercenaria mercenaria, 5440 nucleotides. RefSeq names its product sodium-dependent proline transporter-like. Gene Ontology annotation, cellular component: membrane. Lineage: Eukaryota; Metazoa; Mollusca; Bivalvia; Venerida; Veneridae. The transcript has 17 exons. Gene Ontology annotation, biological process: sodium ion transmembrane transport. The record is from RefSeq and is a predicted model, not a curated record. Bases 212 to 2284 code for a protein of 690 amino acids.